Messenger RNA from Ylistrum balloti, 1897 nucleotides. Its product is annotated as PIH1 domain-containing protein 1-like. The coding region runs from base 208 to 1098 and encodes 296 amino acids. The record is from RefSeq and is a predicted model, not a curated record. Gene Ontology annotation, biological process: rRNA processing; box C/D snoRNP assembly. The transcript has 10 exons. Gene Ontology annotation, cellular component: R2TP complex; cytoplasm; ribonucleoprotein complex. Lineage: Eukaryota; Metazoa; Mollusca; Bivalvia; Pectinida; Pectinidae.
AUCUAAUUUUAGUCAGUGUGCUUUUCACAAUAUAUCAGAAGAAAAUAUUCGACAGAGGAAGGAAAUACAAAAAAUCUUAUAUAGGAAAAUAUACGGGAGAAACAUGUUGUAGUACCUGCAUUUACUUAGUUUGUUGAUUUUGAGAAUCUCCAAAUUGCAGACCUGUAGCCAAAUCUCUGAUUAGCUGGAAUCUUCUAUAUUCUAAUCAUGGAUCGUAUGCUUGAUCCAGAAACGACGGAUACAGAAGCCAUGUACAACCAACUUCUACUGGACGCAGCAUCCAGGGAGGGGUUUCCAAUGCCUUCUGAUGCAGAUAAACAAAGUGUUCUGCAGGUUAUACCAAAACCUGGAUUCUGUCUUAAGACCAAAGACGCUGAAGGAAAGAAAGCUUUCAUCAAUGUGUGUCAUGCUGACAAUGUUCCAGCUCCUAAGGAUAUGACGGAUGAUGAACUGUUGAAAUUACUGGAUUCUGAAGAUCCUUUUGGAUAUCGUAUUCCAAUGAGUCUUGGUGAACCUCAUGCUGAACUGGACAAAAGUGGAAGUGGCUGUACAGCCUAUGAUGUAGUUGUAAAUCCAGGCUUCCUAGAAAAGAUGCAGAAAAGUGAGAUAUUCAGGGCAUUUUUUCUGUCUGUUACAUUGGAGGGUAUUGAAGACAAGUACAACCAGACACUCAGCCGGGAUUGGGUUUUGCUUAAGAACAGGAAGUUUGUUGGUACUUUGCCGGAACAAAAGAUCAGAUCCAAAUCAAAACCACUUAUUAUGGAGAUGGAUAAUUCACCAUCAACGUUACCAAAAGCCCCAAAAUUGGAUGCAGAGGAUCUGAAAGCCAGGGGCCAGACACCAGAGUAUAGAAUAGUCCAGGACCCUGCUGAAGGCCACCCAGAAUAUUUGGUUGCAGAAAUCAACUUACCUAAAGUGAAAACCGUGAACAGUGUGACACUUGACAUUGGGGAGGACCGUAUCCUUCUGGAGACAAGAUCUAAUGUGUAUUACCUAGAUAUCUAUCUGCCGUUCUUCCUACUGCAGGACGAAUGUGGCGCUCAAUUUAAUAGGAAAACUAGGAUUUUAACAAUAACCAUGCCAGUCCAACCAUCAUAGCACUGGUAGAUCUAUGUUGAUGGAAGAGGAAGACAAUACAUCGUAAAUACCAAACAACGAAUGGUUUAACUUAACCAGUAACGUCAGACCUCUGCAAAUCACAGGGGAUGUAGAGAGGAUCAUGUGACUGCAUUGCACUUGCAAUAGGGAAGUGAUACAAAAACACCACAAAGGACAGUAACUUUACUUUAUUAAAAAAAUAAUGUGGUCAGUAACCAACACCCAUAGUACAUCACAAAACAUUCAGAGGAAGUAAUGAUCAUACUACUGGUUCCAUUAGUCUUGUGAUUAUAAUUAAAACAGAUGUCAAGAGAUGUAUCACAUCAGAUGGAUGGUACAAAGGAACCUUCUAAAACUAGACUAGCUGGUGGGCAUGUUUAUUGGAUGGAAGAUGUUAGGAUGUGAUGGCUGUAAUACAGAUGUUCACACAAAUUCUUUGAUCUGUGAUAUAAGAAUAUGGGUUAUGAUAAAACAUAACAACAAAAUAAUUCAGUUUCUGGGUGUAUGUUUCUAACAUUUUUCAUUGAAAGAUAAAAUGAUCUUUGUUUAUUUUGUUUGUAUAACAAGCAAUGAAGAUGAAGUAUUCCAUGAGCAUUGUUAAUUAAAAGAUCAUACCUAAUGAUAUAUAUUGUGUGAUGUUGUAUCUCCUCAAAAUGUAUUACCAUAAUGAUUUAGUAUAGUACAUAUUUCGCCCAAGGCUUCUACAAUAAUUACAAAAACAGUUUAUGUCGUGAACGUUCAAAUCAUUUAGUUUGUCUGAAUCAGGUGUUAUUACAUUAAAACUACAACUUUGUCAGAA